This is a messenger RNA of Portunus trituberculatus (swimming crab), 812 nucleotides long. RefSeq lists its product as uncharacterized. Bases 88 to 507 code for a protein of 139 amino acids. The record is from RefSeq and is a predicted model, not a curated record. Lineage: Eukaryota; Metazoa; Arthropoda; Malacostraca; Decapoda; Portunidae. The transcript has 2 exons.
UGUAGGGGUGGACAGGGAAGCCGAUGGGUAUAUAAAAGAAGGGAGAGGGCGUCCCAGUAUCAGUCCUUGCCCUCUCCUGCUGUAGUAAUGAAGGUCCUGGUUGCAGUGGUGUUGCUCAGCGUGGUGGCGACGGCGGUCAUGGCCACCCCAGACGAUGACUAUUUCUUCUACCGCCGCCCCGCCCGUCCCGUGGUGCAUGUGUUGAAGCCCGCUAGGCCCACCAGAUACGUGGUGCGGCAGUUUUCGGUGCCCUUCAGCCCAAGCUUCAGUCCCUACCACUUCUUUGACGAUGAUCACUUUGACCGUAAGAAGCGCAGCGCCGAACCAGAGCCUGUGGCCGAAGCCUCCAACUCUCGCAAGAAGAGAGAUGCGGACUUCGAUGACGAUUUUCCCUGGUAUUCUGUAGGCCACGUGGCACCCAGGAUCUACAGUAGGCCCAGAGUGUACUAUCGCCCCGCCCCAUUCGUGCCCUUCGGUUUUGGCCGCGGCUUCUUCGAUGAUAAAUAAUCAGCGAAUGCAGGACGAAGAGUAACCUAUAGAAACAUCAGAAUUGGCAUCCAUUUCCUCUUUAUACUUCAGUCUCAUCCUGUUUCCUAUCUGGCACAUGAUUAGUUAUCUUGCUGAUUCGAAAGUUUUCUUGUGAUGUAAUUUUGACUUGGAUGUGUAAGUUCCUUGUAAAAUACUGUGUUGAUUUGACUCGGUUACAUUAUUCAUCUGGUCCCUUGAUCUACUGUAUAUGUAUGCUGUCUGUUAACAAACUCCCCAGACCCACUAUCUGUAUUUCCUAUUUUCUUAUUAAAGGUUUAAAGGAC